AUGUUGCUUCGUGUACUUCUUUUGUCUAGUCUGCCCAGCAUUCUGGCCGUCAAUUUCCCGUUUGAAGAAGUCCAACUCACCGAUGCAGAUAUAUCUAGCAAUAGUGAUGUCCAAUUCGGCGGCAACAACAGCGAAGCUGCCAUUGAGGGAUGCAAAUAUAUCCCUGGUGAUGAUGAGUGGCCCACUGAAGCCGAAUGGGCGAGACUCAAUGACACCUUAGGAGGAGCUUUGCUAAAACCCAAACCUCUAGCCAGCGUCUGCUACGCUGGACCUGACUACGACGCCAGAAAAUGUUCAACUCUGCAGAGAACCUGGACGAGUGCUGCCUUACAUGCAAAUGACCCCAUCUCGAUCAUGUCUCAGUGGCCUUCGGGUCAUUCCUGCGUACCUACUUCAAACCCUAACUCUACAUGUACGCAGGGAGGUUGGCCGGUGUACGUGGUCAACGCAACGACGGUUCGGCACAUCCAAGCUGGAGUCAACUUUGCACGCAACCGAAAUAUUCGACUUGUCAUCAAAAAUUCCGGCCAUGACUUCAGCGGCCGAUCCAUCGGCGGCCACUCCCUCAGCAUCUGGGUCCACAAUCUCAAAGACUUCGCCUAUCAUCCAACUUACACCGCCAGCAACUACACCGGCCGAGCUGUAUCCUAUGCUGGCGGUUACCAGGCUCAAGAUGCUCAGGUCGAAAUGGCCAGACACAACAUGACCUUCAUCGUCGCCGGAGGGCCCACUGUCGGCAUCGCUGGAGGCUUCCUGCAGAGCGGUGGUCACAGCGGGUACACGAGUUUCUACGGGAUGGCCGCUGACCGUGUGUUGAGCCUUCAGGCAGUGACUGCGGAUGGGAGGCUGGUCACUGCGAGCGCAGAUGAGAACGAAGACUUGUUUUGGGCGUUCAGAGGAGGGGGUGCUGGUACUUACGGCAUCAUCACAUCCGUCGUCGUCCAAGCCUUCCCCAACCUACCACGGGCAUCUGGAAGCAUACAGUUCUCCACCGUCGCCUCAGGGAACACCCCCGGGGUGGACGUCGAAACCUUCUGGCGAGGCGUACAGGCGAACUGGGCAUACGGACCCGCCAUCUGCUCGGAGGGAGGCUUAGGCUACAACUUCAUCCGCCACACACCCUCCGGCAACGGCACCAGCGGCUACACAUUCCAAACCUCGAUCUCGCUGAACAACCGCACCGCCCCGCAAUACCGCACCUUCAUCCGCCCUCUCCUCCUCGAGCUCCGCGCCCUCGGAAUCCCCGUCCCCCUCCCAUCCAACCUCACCAUCCGCUCCACCCUCUCCCCCUCUCCCCCCCCCUUCUCACCCCCCUCCCUAACCCCCCGCACCCCAUCCGACACAACAACAAACACCCUCAUCGCCUCCCGCCUCUUCCAACUCUCCAACCACGCCCCGGGCGCCCCCCUCACCGCCAUGUCGAACUCCAUCCGCCACCUCGUCGAAACCUCAGGCGGCGCCUACGAAUUCCACGGCAUGCACUACUCGCCCACGCUCGCCGCGGCCGGGCACCCCUCCAACGCAGUCCACCCCGCCUUCCGCACCACCAUCAUGCACGCGCAGGCCUACCGCCCCGACGAAUGGUGGGACGGCACGUCCCCUGUCGGGACCUGGGACGCGCGCACGCAACGCCACGAGCGGCUGCAGCGGUACCUGCAGACGUGGCGGGAUAUCACGCCGGGGUCGGGGAGUUAUAUGAAUGAGGGGGACAUCACGGGGGAGCCGGACCCCGUGGGGGCGUUUUAUGGGGGCGAGGAGAGGUAUGAGAGGUUGAGGGGGGUGAAGAGGAGGUGGGAUCCUAGGGGGGUGUUCUGGACGGUUAGGGGGGUGGGGAGUGAGGGGUGGGAGGUUAGGGGUGAGGAUGAGGAGGGGGAGGACGGGGGGUUGGGGGUUAGGAGGCAGGAUGGGAGGUUGUGUUUGAAGGGGGCGGAUUAA
Molecule: messenger RNA, 1935 nt
Organism: Aaosphaeria arxii CBS 175.79
Lineage: Eukaryota; Fungi; Ascomycota; Dothideomycetes; Pleosporales
Product: FAD-binding domain-containing protein
Exons: 5
Coding region: 1-1935 (644 amino acids)
Molecular function (GO): oxidoreductase activity; FAD binding
Source: RefSeq, a predicted model, not a curated record